AUGAAUCAAGACAAGUCUGUUCGAGGUGAAAAGGGACAUGUGCUGAUCUUGACACCAUUUAAACAAUCUGUUCAGUUUAUUGAUCGUUUCUUUGAUAAUGUCAACAAACUCACUUAUCCUCAUCAUCUCAUCUCUUUGGGUUUCCUUGUAUCUGAUUCCACAGAUGGUACGAUUGAAAAACUAAGAGAGCGAUCCGACAUUGAAUCCAGAGCACCUGAAUGGCGUCGAUUCAACAGUAUUGCCAUCUUUCAAAAGGACUUUAAGUUUGAAUUGGCUUCUAAUGAAGACCGUCAUGCAUUUGAAGUCCAAGUUAAACGAAGAAACAUCAUGGCCAAAAGUAGAAAUACCUUAUUAUCAGCCGCAUUAAACGAAAAGCAUGAAUGGGUACUUUGGCUAGAUGGUGAUGUGACAGAGUACCCAGAGACCUUGUUAGAAGAAUUGAUUGGGUUAGAUAAAGAUGUGCUUGUGCCUAAUUGUUAUUGGCAUUCGUAUAACGAAGAAGGUGGAUAUGAUAAGAACAACUGGCAAGAAACAGAAGAGAGUAUUGAACUUCAAAAGACACUCCAGCCUGAUCAAGUCCUUGUUGAAGGUUAUCCUGAAUUGAUUACGCAUAGAAAACUCAUGAUUGAUAUGCGAUUUGAAAAUGACAAUACAGACUUAUUUUACACAGUUCCCUUGGAUGCAGUGGGUGGUACAUGUACACUAGUGCGUGCUAGAGUGCAUCGUGAUGGUGCUAUUUUCCCUCCUUUUCCUUUUCAACAUCAAGUAGAAACAGAAGGACUAGCCAAAAUGGCUAAAUCACUAGGUUAUCAAGUAUGGGGAUUACCCAAUUAUUUAGUUUAUCACUAUAUUUAA
Messenger RNA from Gilbertella persicaria, 855 nucleotides. RefSeq lists its product as uncharacterized. Bases 1 to 855 code for a protein of 284 amino acids. The transcript is spliced from 2 exons. The record is from RefSeq and is a predicted model, not a curated record. NCBI's taxonomy places the organism in Eukaryota, Fungi, Mucoromycota, Mucoromycetes, Mucorales, Choanephoraceae.